This is a messenger RNA of Aspergillus thermomutatus, 8001 nucleotides long. RefSeq lists its product as uncharacterized. The record is from RefSeq and is a predicted model, not a curated record. Gene Ontology annotation, biological process: protein deubiquitination; tRNA processing; double-strand break repair via homologous recombination. The transcript has 12 exons. Gene Ontology annotation, molecular function: ligase activity, forming carbon-nitrogen bonds; ubiquitin binding; ATP binding. Lineage: Eukaryota; Fungi; Ascomycota; Eurotiomycetes; Eurotiales; Aspergillaceae. Bases 1 to 8001 code for a protein of 2666 amino acids.
AUGUCAGCACUAGGCAAAUUAACAAACUCGAUAUUCUCCGCGACAAAUGAAAAUAAUAUCCAGCUAGCUGCGAUCAAUUUCGAUUUUACGCUUCUGAAGUUCGAGGCACCCAAAGAGUUUGGACCAUUGGGCUCAGCUCUAUCCCGACGUCGUCGACACGACGCCGAAGAAGGCCAGCCUCAUCGAACCGCGCGCCGGCUAGGUGCUCUAUUUGAGGAUCUCAUACCAGACUCUCCGAGGCUGAUCGAGUCAUUUGGCACCAGGGUCUCCCAGGUGGUCCAAACUCCCGGAAUCAGCCCUUCUGGUUCAGGGAUCCACGGGCCAUUUGAGCCCUAUGUAGGGGCUGAUGGGACCACGCUCUGGGCGGCUGCGACAUCAGGAGUCGCAUCAAUUGGUGUCUACCUGUUGUCGUGCCUGCUGGCCCGCGCCUGGGACGCAAAACAGGCCACUGCCAUCUGGGUCGAACUGAUCAAGCAGAGGAAACAGGAGAUCCAACAGGCAUAUGCAGAGAACAAGAUUGUGGCCGCAGCCACUCUCUUCGCGGCGCGUCAGGAAAUCUCGCGCGACGACCUGGCCCGAUGGGACAAUAGUGCCAGGUCCUGGCUGCGCAGUGCAGAUCGAGCCAAGCAAUUCGAGUUUGCGCAAUUAAACCUGAUCCAGAGAAAUCUGACCCUCCCCGUGCCCGCAAAUACCUCAACAUAUGCCAGUGUGCUCAACACCUGGCAGCAAACCAUGCUAGGCCUGGAGGCGCUGUUGUGCGGCACACCCAUCAUGAUUUCCAAUGGAUCCCUCCUCGUGGCUUUCUCCUCGUGGCAUCUAUUUCCAGAUUUGAUCGUGCUAGGAAACAAGGCAACGCAUGUGAAAUUUCGCGACCAACUCUUCCCCCCAGGAGGGACGGGAACUAUCAACAGCGAAGAGGCAUCGGACCCGAACCUUGAGGGGGGCCUGAAAUGGUCUCUGGCUCUUUCCCAUCUGAAAUACUACGGAGAUCCAGUUGUGGCUCGCAGUAAGCGGGACUUCACCCGCGUCACCUUUCGUCAAUUCAGACUGGUGCUCCUUGGGAGUCUGUGUUGCGAGUGGAAGGUGAGCACUCGUGAGUUUGACGUAGUCGCCCAGUGGCUCCUAGAUAUCUGGUCUGUCCUUGGGAAAUUGGACUCGGACGUUCGCAGUCGGUUUCAAUGGCUCAAACAUCUCGUUGACGCCGCCCAGGACCUGCUUCACUGUGGAGGGCUGGUGAAACAGACCACUAUGCAGCUCGUCCAGUAUGGUCACCGAAGAGCCAAAUCCUUCCUGUUGGAUCGUUCCCAAGUCCUGAUUCCCUACUUCGGAAUCUGCAAUCCCCGGACACUGGCGGCUCUGUCACAGCACAACGAUCGGGAUUGCGCGAUAGCGUAUCUGCGACAACUCGCGGUGGAGUUGAGAUUCAGACCAGAAGAUGCGGUGAUAUGCUACGCGCUUGGAGCGUCUCAACGCACCGAUCCUAGCAUGGUCCAGCAUUGGGAGAUUGCCACCGCGGUGGCUCAUCCCGCAAAAAAUAGGAAAAGGGACCUGGACGGUCACUUUCUCUCUUCAGAGCAGCGCCACUCCAGACUUUUUGUGAAAAGAUCGCACAAACAAGGGUUCAGUAACGAGCCAAUCGACCUGGAGAGCUUGAUGUCCAAGUGUAUUGAACUGGGCGAAAACUGCUCCGUAAUAACGACCAGCCAGCCCAUCUGCCAGAAGAAGAUCGACACUAGCAUCGAGGUUCCAAAUUUUGCAGUCUUCGAUCCGUCAGCGGCAACUGCCAAUUCCUUGGGCGAAUGCAGUCCUGGUGGUGGAGAGACUUGCGCCAGCGGGCCAUGGACUAAAUACAUCCUAAUUUACGGCGACUGGAGACUAGGACUCUAUGUCAAAGAAUCAGGUCCGAAGCAGCGCUAUAUGGAACUCCAUGACAGAGCUGUCUCAGCGGCAAUGGGACUGCUGAGUCCGGCCAGUGGGAUACAGGAAUUCGGAAAGGCAAAUAUAGACCCUUGCAUGCUGGCUGAUUAUCUUUCCUUGAUCGCCGCAAAGGAACUCCCCAAGUCCAACGAUCGGUGGUCAUGGGCAAAGGAAGAUUCAGUAUAUAGGAGAAGGGCCCCGGGCAUGUUCAUGGUGAGAGAAUAUUCUCUCCUGCCCAUCAAUUUCCGCAACUCCCUCCAUGGGUUCAGCAUGGCUGCCGAAGUGUAUGAGAAUCUGGGUGACGCAACAGUUUCUCUCAAGAUCUUAUCACAGCCCCUCUAUGAGGCAUCCUGGCUCCCCGACCCGUUGUGGUUUCCACUGACCAUCUCCGAGUCCCCCGUCGCCCUGAUCCAAUGCACGGCUGCUAACUUUCUUCCGGCCUCGCUUCCUCAUUUGGACCGCGCCAAUGCAUUCUCCUGCAUUGCCCGAUUUGAAACGGGUCUGAUAGAUCUCAACCCUGAAGACAUUGGCACCGCUCUCGCGCUGUGCUCGGAAGACUCCAUCUUCGUGGCCGCCGUUGUCCUCUCGGAUCCAUUCGAUCCGCCUGCCUCGCAUGAUAUUCGGCGGAUCCUGGGCAAUAUCGGGCACCCAGGUCUUACCCUCUUGGUCGCGCCGCAGGAACCCAAGAUUCGAGAGCCCAGCGACGCCUUCAACGUGGUCGCUCAUGCUCCGUAUGACUUUCAGCGCGAGAACAACUUCACUGGUACCUCUCUGCACCUCUCAUUCACAGACUGGAAAUUCCCGCUCAAUCCGGGCGAUGAGAGGACAAUUGACCAGGAAGUGAUGGUGGUGGAAUCAGUCAUCUCCGUCCUUGACCGAGGCAGAUGGGUCGCCGAUCUGGACAUUAUGUGCAUCGAUUUUGAAGAGCUGCCGCGCGUCGCAAAUGUGUGUGACAAGCAUGAACGCAACACUCACGACUCAAACUAUGACUAUUUCUCUAUCGAUUCUUGGGAUGAGCUCCUCGAUGUUCCGGAAGGGGUGGGCAUCUUUCGAGCCCAUGGUAACUGGGCCGCUCGUUUGGCCGCGGUGAGUAUUCUCUCUCAGCAGGGACAGGCCCAUAGUAUUGGGGUCUUCGGCUGUCAGCCCGUAUGCUUCAAGUGCUUUGAGGAAGAACGUGAUGAGGGAUGCUCCCUCUGCCUGAUGCGCCGGGUGGUCACCGACUGGGAGUAUUCCGCUGGUCGCGAUGGAGUGAUCUGCUCAUGGGAUCUCAACCUACCUCUCUCCACAUCCAAACCCUCUCCAGCUCUAGGAGCUCAAAAGUCAGGACCAACUACCUUCAGACAUCAAGUGCAGGCCCACAGCCAUUGGAUCAAUGACAUCGUCUUGACCCAGAAUAAUUCGGCCCUCGUUUCAGCUUCAUCCGAUACCACCGUGAGACUCUGGCGACCACACUCGGAAUCCACCGAAUUGCCCUCACCCAUCGGCAAACAUGCAGACUACGUCAAGGCCCUUGCGACGCCCGGAAGUCACUCUAGUUGGGUGGCCUCUGGAGGACUCGAUCAUAAGCUUUCCCUGUGGGAUCUGAAUGGUGGCGGCGAGGUUCUCAGCAUUGAUGCUUGCGGAGGCGAGAGCACGGCCAAGGGGUCCGUUUACGCGCUGGGGGCGGUCUCUUCGGUCCUCGCCAGCGGCGGCCCGGAGAGCGUGGUCAGAGUCUGGGAUCCGAAAUCUGGAAAGCCGAUCACCAAAUUCGUGGGGCAUACAGACAACAUUCGAGACAUCUUGAUCACUCGCGACGGGGAUAGGAUCAUGACCGCCUCUUCAGAUCAAACCAUUAAGAUCUGGUCUCUCACAGCAGGAAGAUGCAUGCACACCUUGACGAUGCACAACGAUAGCGUCUGGUCGCUCUACUCCAGCCAUCCACAGCUGUCGGUCUUCUAUUCGAGCGACCGUUCCGGCUUGGUUGCCAAGACUGAUACAAGGCACUGCUCGGACGUGGAGCAGGGCAUUUGUGUCGCAGCUUUGCAAGAACACGAGGGCGUCGUCAAUGUGGUCGCUGCCGGUGAGUACAUCUGGACUGCCACCCCCAAGUCCAGCAUCAACCGCUGGUACGAUAUCGAUACCACUGCAGAGAUCGAGUCUCCCUCGUCAAGGGGCCCCGCAGGCCCUGACGCAGCCAAGUCUGAGGAGUCAUCGGCCCAGAAGGGUCGGCGGACAAAGAUACCGUAUGAGUCAAUUCUACUGUUGUCCAGCACAUCGACAUUCCCCAAGUCACGAGUACCGGAAGGUACGUUCGAGGGCUUGCCUGCGAACGGACCGCAGCAUUCACCCGAUCCGGACUUGGACGAUGACCUGGGUCUCAAUCUACCAGUGUACUCGUUACCCGAAGAGACGAUAGAGGGCCAACAUGGUCUGAUCAAGCAUUUCAUGCUAAAUGACAGAAAGCGCACGCUUACGCAAGAUUCCGCCGGUGAGGUCGUUCUUUGGGAUCUUUUGAAGUGCAAACCAAUACAAUCGUUCGGCAAGCGCCAUAUGGACGAUGUCGCGUCGGAGAUCAAUACUACUGAGAGCAUCGCCCAUUGGUGCACGAUUGACAUUCGAACAGGUCGAUUGUCUGUCAUUCUGGAGCUCAAUCGCUGCUUUGACGCCGAGGUCUACGCGGACGAGGCCGACCUUCUUGAUUACUCACAGAUCCGGGAAGAUCAGAGAAUAAAUCUUGGAAAAUGGGUUCUACGUUGGCUUUUUGCUCCCCUGGUGGACGAAGAGAUCAAGCGAGAUGACCAGUACCGUGCCUCGGCCAUUGCAAAGGCUGAAGAGUUGGCCAGACAGACCAUGUCGAGUGUCACGGCGCCGAUGGACAUUCCAUCACCAAAUGCAAAGAAUCUAGGAAUACAGAUCCCUUAUGAUCCAUCUUCUCUGCCCAUGCGCCCUGGAAAUGAAUUGUUUGGGAGCCCUACGACGCCUGGUUUCGGAAUCCAUCUUGCUACCACUCCAGGUUUUCUGACGUCUUCCAUGCUCAAUACUCACAACAAUCACUUUGGCACGUCGCCGGGUGAUUUCGGUGACCAUCUCGCAUCGCCUCAAGCCGACGUAGUGAGGAAUUCCAUGUCAGACAAAUCCGAUUACUUCUCGUCCCCGAGACCACAAGGCUCAAAUGCGAUGGAUGCGACGACACCGGGAGAUCCUACUCCAACCGCACUGCCUCAAUCGCCCGUCGAACCUGAUAAAGAGGAGAGGAAGAGAACGGGAUCAAUCUUUGGGAAGAAGUUCCGGAUGGAAUUCCCCAAGAAGCUGGGCAGGACCUCCUCCGAGGUCAAGCCUCAGGUUCAGGAGGAGAAGGUGGAGGAACCGGAAGAACCCGUGGCACUCAAAGAAGAGAAAGUUUUUGAUAGCAAUCUGAGCGGUUUCAUCGAGAGAAUUCGUCAUGAAUAUGAUGAAUUCCUCGCGGCGAAUCCGGGGCAGGAGCUCGUGUCAGCCAUCGCCCCAAGUCCUGAUAACGAGACCCCAAUGCUAGAUAUCCCUCCUCGUACUGCCGUUUUCAUUCAGGAGGAAUCGGGAGAUACCGCUGUGGCCUCGGACCUUUACAGAGGCAGUGUCGGUAGUAUCGGCCAGGAAAUUGACAGGCUUGAGAAGUCGAUACCCAUGUGGCUUGCUGAACUACUCUUGAAGAACCAAGUGCCUGUCAAGGAACCCGUCAAGAUCGCCUUUAUUCUGAAACCCUAUGACGACCUGCUGCCGCCCGUAUCCAAGCCAGAUCUGCCGGUUCCUAAUGGUAACGGUGUCAGCAAUUCUCGUCUGAAUGCCAACCGUAUGCUGCGUGCGAAGAAGAUUCUCGCUUACGUGGCGGAAAGAAUCGACCCUUCAUACUCCGAAGACCCGCAGGAAGGCGCACUGAAGCCGGAAGAAUAUCUGGAACUCUACUGCCAGAAGAUGCUCAUACCACCCAAUAUGACUCUCGCAACCAUCCGCGCUCAUAUCUGGCGAUCAUCCGGCGAUAUGGUUCUGUACUACAGAGCCAAUGGAAAGAAGGAGUUACCAAUGCCUGGGUCAGGCAAAGAAGGCGACCAAGGCAGUCAGUCGGCCGAUGCAACCAACACCACACAUCUGUCGGAGACAGCAGGCAUGGCCAACGGAGAUGGAGAAACAAUCACAGCCUCCCAGUUCCUGGAGCAUUUCCAGCGAGCAUGGAGCGAGUCGCGUCUCUCCUGGGGCGGACGACAGGCCAAUCGCCUUAUCCCUCGUAAACUGGGCUUGGCUGUCAGCGGCGGCGCAGACUCUAUGGCUCUGGCCUUCCUAUGCAAAAAAUUACAAGAACAGAACCUCGCGGAUGGGUUGACUGUCACAGCCUUCGUCGUAGACCACAAAGCCCGAGAGGAGAGUAGCCGGGAGGCCCGAACUGUAGCUGCAUGGCUGAGUGAUAUCGGCCUACAAGCACAAAUCCUAGAGCUCGAAUGGCCACAAGGCACCGACGUCUCCGCGUUCGAGACCCAUGCCCGACGUCUGCGCUUCCAGGCCCUCGGCAUAGCCUGCCGAGACAGACGCAUCAGCGCCCUCCUCAUGGGCCAUCACCAGGAUGACAACGUUGAGACGACCCUCUGGAGACUUUGUUCCGGCGCCCGAGGCGCCGGCCUGGCCGGGAUCCCGCCCAUCGCCCGAAUCCCAGAGUGUCAUGGCCUCUAUGGCGUCUCGGAGAGUGGCUCGUCGGCGCUCCUCCGGCCUCGGCCUCGCGACGACAGAGCAGGAGCACCCUCUGCUCUCGUCGGGAACACGACCAGACCGCAAGUCCAGGACGAGGACGGGGACAAGCGACCAGGCUUCCCCAUGGCCACCGGCGGCAUCCUCCUCUGCCGGCCCCUCCUGGCCUUCCCCAAGGCCUCCCUUCUCGCAACCUGCCACCAACACCGCAUCCCCUACGUCUCAGACCCGACAAACUUCGAUCCAACCCUCACCCCGCGCAACGCCAUCCGCAGCCUCCUGUCUCCAUCUUCCCCGCGACUCCUCCCGCGCGCCCUACAGGUCCCUUCCAUCCUCUCCCUCAUCCAAUCAAGCCAUGCCCUCAUCGAAGACGCCAUCGCUCACUCCAACAACCUGCUAUCCCAAUGCCGCCUCCUGGACUUCAACCCAAGCACCGGGACAAUGCUCAUCCGAUUCCCCAGCCCGCAACCGCAAUCGCAAUCGCACCUACCCACCCGCAUCCGCACCCCCCACUUCCAAACCCAGAUCCAAUCUCUCACCCUCCGCCGCAUCACAGAGCUCAUCUCCCCACACCCGGACAACCACUUCCCCCUGCCUAGCUUCGAGCAAUUCACCGCACGAGUAUUCCCUUCCUCUUCCCCCUCGCCACCCCCGACAUCGACACCGACACCAACGAACCGCCUCCCCUUCACACUAGGCGGCAUCAUGUUCCGCCCUUCCCAACCCCCGUCCGCCUCUCCUCCCAGUCAGAAACCCCAUCUCAACAAGGAGAAUGAGAGUGAGAAUACCUGGCUCCUCACUCGCCAACCUUACAUGCGCAACCGCGCCCCCUCACUAGCCCUCGAACUCCCCCGCCCAGAGUCAGAAACCAUGUACUCGCCCUGGAAACUGUGGGAUAAUCGGUUCUGGGUGCGGGCCGCCGUGGUCCCGGACAAGGGAGCCCGAGACCGAGACCGAGACCGAGACCCCGACAUGCGUGCGCAUUACAUGCAGUCCGAGCUCGAUGGCGUCCGUCGGUGCUUUGACGCGGAGGAUUUGUCUCUGGUUGUGCGGCCGCUGCGGCAGUCUGAUUUGCAGGUGAUUCGGGGGAUGACUGAUGGACAGGGUCGUGGAAAGAAUCAUCAGCAUCCCGCUGUGGUAGCGCUGCUGAAGCGCCUGGCGCUCGAAGCUCCGGGGCAAACUCGCUUCACCGUUCCUGUGCUGGUUGUCCAAAAGAAAUCUGGUGGCAAUGCACACCAAGUGCCGCUGGCGCUUCCCACACUAUCUUGCAGGUUACUUUCCGCUUCUCAGGCGCAAAGUCUACUUCAAACUUCAAUGCUUUGGACCGUACGUUGGCAAUGGAUGUACAAGAUGAUCGAUCAGGAUUCUCUGAAAUUGAUGGGUUGGUUAUGA